Molecule: messenger RNA, 2707 nt
Organism: Mercurialis annua (annual mercury)
Lineage: Eukaryota; Viridiplantae; Streptophyta; Magnoliopsida; Malpighiales; Euphorbiaceae
Product: protein STRUBBELIG-RECEPTOR FAMILY 8
Exons: 16
Coding region: 306-2474 (722 amino acids)
Biological process (GO): protein phosphorylation
Molecular function (GO): protein kinase activity; ATP binding; protein binding
Source: RefSeq, a predicted model, not a curated record
CGUGAAGGAAGGACCAGAUGGCUAGUUUCAAUUCAAAAUAAUGGAGUAUUUCAGUUUUCGCCGACACCAUAAUAAACACCUUCAUUUCCACUCUCAGAAUCUUUCUUAUAAUAUUGCUUCAGUUGAGGUGUUGGUAUUUGCUGUCCCUCUCUUUAAUGCCCUGAGAUGCCCCUUCCCACUCACACUCUCUCCGAUCUCUAUCUCUCUGCUUCUUCUUCUUCUUCUUAGUAUUAUCACUCCCUGCUUGCUUCUGCCUCUACCAUGCUCUAGCUCCCCUCUAAAUCACUCUUAAAUUGUUUGGAAUAAUGGGUGUUCAGAAGAACCCCAUUGCAUUUUCUUACCCUUUAGUUCCUUCCUCCAUCACUCACUUACUGUUCAUUGCGAUCUUCAGUUUGCCGCUUUUUGUUCAAUGCAACACUGAUGCCUCCGACGUCCAAGCUUUACAGGUGUUAUACUCUUCAUUGAACAGCCCUUCCCAGCUUACCAAUUGGAAAAGCAAUGGGGGUGAUCCCUGUGCAGAGUCAUGGAAAGGGGUUUCUUGUGAGGGAUCAGCUGUUGUUUCCAUUCAGAUUUCUGGGUUAGGACUCGGAGGGACAAUGGGAUACUUGCUUUCACAACUCAUGUCCUUGAAAACAUUUGAUUUGAGUGACAACAACAUUCAUGACUCAAUCCCAUAUCAAUUACCGCCAAAUCUUACAAGCCUAAAUCUUGCGAGAAAUAACUUUACUGGGAAUCUUCCUUAUUCCAUUUCUACGAUGAAGUCUCUUUCUUACCUGAACAUGAGUCAUAAUUCAAUUUUCCAAUCAGUUGGAGAUGUUUUUGCAAAUCUUGCUCUUCUCACAACCCUGGAUCUCUCUUUCAACAAUUUUAGUGGCAAUCUUCCCAGCUCUUUCAGUUCGUUGUCCAAUCUUUCAACACUCUAUGUUCAAAAUAAUCAACUGACCGGUCCUCUUGAUGUGCUCAGCAGCAUACCUUUAACUACUUUGAAUGUUGCAAACAACCAUUUUACUGGAUGGAUACCUCGAGAGCUUAAUUCAGUUCCAAAUUUUAUAUAUGAUGGAAAUUCCUUUGACAAUGGUCCUGCUCCUCCUCCUCCACCAUAUACCCCACCGCCACCUGGUACAUCUCGUAAUAAUCGCAGUCAUUCUGGAUCAGGCACGCGUAAACCCCCAGCUUCUAACGGCGAGUCAUCUGGGUCAGAUAAGGGAAUGGCUGUUGGGACCCUUGUGGGAAUAAUCGUUGGUGCUAUUUUUCUCUUCUUCAUUGCACUUCUUGCUGUUGUUUUCAUCAGAAAGCAGAAAAGAAAGGCUGCAGGUGCCACAACAUCUCGGGGAAGUCGAUCCGCUGGCGCAACUGAUAUAAAUACAGAGAUACAAGAGCAAAGAGUGAAAAGCAUCGCUGCUGUUGCAGAUCUACAGCGCCCACCUGCUGAAAAUGCGGUGAUAGAGAAGUUACAAGGACAUUCUGGAUCCAUAAAGAGAAUGAAGUCGCCAAUAACUGCUACUUCACAUACUGUCGCUUCUCUGCAAACGGCAACAAAUAGCUUUAGCCAAGAGUUUCUAAUUGGUGAAGGUUCGAUAGGUCGUGUUUAUAGAGGAGAAUUUUCUAAUGGGAAGACAAUGGCUAUCAAGAAAAUCGACAAUGCAGCACUUUCAUUACAGGAGGAAGAUAACUUUGUUGAAGCUGUUUCAAAUAUGUCCCGCUUGAGGCACCCUAACAUCGUUUCACUGGCAGGAUAUUGUGCAGAGCAUGGGCAACGUCUUUUGGUUUAUGAAUAUAUAGGGAAUGGGAGUUUGCAUGACAUUCUGCACUUUGCUGAUGAUGAUGGAAAGACUUUGUCCUGGAAUGCACGUGUUAGGGUAGCACUUGGAACAGCCAGGGCUUUAGAAUACUUGCAUGAAGUCUGCUUGCCUUCUGUUGUGCAUCGAAAUUUUAAAUCGGCAAAUAUUUUACUUGAUGAAGAGCUCAAUCCUCACUUGUCAGAUUGUGGUUUAGCUGCUCUCACACCAAACACGGAGAGGCAGGUUUCAACACAGAUGGUUGGAUCAUUUGGUUAUAGUGCUCCUGAAUUUGCCUUGUCAGGAGUAUACACCGUAAAAAGUGAUGUAUACAGCUUUGGUGUGGUUAUGUUAGAGCUCUUGACUGGCCGCAAGCCAUUGGACAGUUCAAGGGUGAGAUCAGAGCAGUCGCUUGUGAGAUGGGCUACUCCUCAGCUGCAUGAUAUUGAUGCCUUGGCAAAAAUGGUUGAUCCCUCCUUGAAUGGCAUGUAUCCAGCCAAGUCUCUUUCACGCUUUGCUGACAUUAUCGCCCUCUGUGUUCAGCCGGAGCCCGAGUUUCGCCCACCCAUGUCUGAAGUUGUGCAAGCACUGGUGCGGUUAGUGCAGAGGGCUAGUGUUGUGAAAAGGCGAUCUAGUGAUGAUUCAGGAUUCGGAUACAAGACCCCUGAUCAUGAGGCCAUUGAUAUGUCAUUUUGAGGAUGGAGCCUUGUUGAAUUGGAGGUCAAACUUCCCACAGUUUCAGAGGAAACAAAUACAAAAAUCAGAUGAGAGAAAUGUAAUUAUGUUGAGAAUUUGUGAGCUGCAUAUACGAUUUUUAGGCACCUUUAUCUGUAAAUGGUUCAAUAUUGUAAUUGCAAAAGAAUACUGUGAUGCAAAGAUAUACCGAGACAAGAAAAUAUUUCAUUUAAUUUUAGCAAUCAUUUUGACUA